AUGCAGCAACUGCAAAAGACCCUCCCGGGAAAAGUCGCCGCGCUGCCGCCUACCCCGUUUUCCAACAUGACCUCCCAAGUGAUCAUCCUAGACCGCGCGUUCCUCGUCGCGAAGGGUUACAAGUUUCACGAGUUCGCCCUGCCGCCAGGCCUCGCAAUCGACACCACGGCAAAGCAGGUCGCGCUGGUCUACAACACGUUGCCGAACGACACGGCACCAUUCAAGCCAGCCGACGACGGGAUCGAGUUCAUGCCAUUUUUCACGGGCCUCGAUAUUGUCGCGUAUCCUCCUGUCGCAGCGCUGAACGCCCCUUUCGGCAAGACUUUACAAGUAACGGCGCCGGCAGGGUCGCCCAUUGUAGUCACGUUCCCCACCCCGAUCACGGAUCCGAAGUAUCCGCCGCAAUGUGCGGUGUUCAGUGCCGCUGGAGGGCCUAAGUACCUGACCACUACUGCCAACGCCGCCACCAAAACGAUCACCUGCAAGAGUUCCACACUCGCGGAGUUUACGCUCGCGUCAGGCCCCUCCGUUCCCCUUCCGCCGACACCUCCGCCCACACCUGCGCCCACGCCUGCGCCCACACCUGCGCCCGAACCUGCGCCCACACCUGCGCCCGAACCUGAGCCAACCGCUCCCCCUUCGGUUCCGCCCCCAUCUCCUGAAAAGCCCCGUUCCCCGCCUCCAGCGCCGACAACUCCCCCCGCCAGCCGCAACACAACCGUCCCCGCGAACAGCAGCAGCUCCGCCAACGCCGCGAGCAGCGCGAGUACCGCCAGUACCCCGAGCAGCAGCAGAAGCAGCAGCAGCAGCAGCAGCGGCGGCGGCGGCACGAGCGCUGCUGUAUAUAUCGCGGUCGUGCUCAUUUACAAGCAGACAGAAAUGGCUGCCCUCGCCAACGCUGCUGUUGCUCCCUCCACCUUCGUUGGCCAGAGCGCUGAGCUCGCGGCCAAGGUCAACAAUGUGGAGGCCCGCGUCUCCAUGAGGAAGACGGCCAAGGCCGCCCCCUCCAGCUCCUUCUACGGCCCCGACCGCCCUCUCUUCCUGGGCCCGUUCUCCGCCCCCCCUUCCUACCUCACCGGCGAGUAUGCUGGUGACUACGGGUGGGACACCGCGGGUCUGUCCGCCGACCCCGAGACGUUCGCCAAGAACCGCGAGCUGGAGGUGAUCCACGCCCGCUGGGCUCUUCUCGGUGCCCUGGGCUGCCUGACCCCCGAGCUGCUGGCCAACAACGGCGUCGAGUUCGGCGAGGCCGUGUGGUUCAAGGCCGGUGCCCAGAUCUUCUCCGAGGGCGGCCUCGACUACCUCGGCAACCCCAGCCUGAUCCACGCCCAGUCCAUCCUGGCCAUCUGGGCUUGCCAGGUGAUUCUGAUGGGCGCCGUUGAGAGCUACCGCGUGGGUGGCCUUGAGGGCUUCCAGGAGGUGGAGGACCCCCUGUACCCCGGCGGUGCCUUCGACCCCCUGGGUCUGGCUGACGACCCCGACGCUCUCGCGGAGCUGAAGGUGAAGGAGCUGAAGAACGGCCGCCUCGCCAUGGUGUCGAUGUUCGGAUUCUUCGUCCAGGCCAUCGUGACCGGCAAGGGUCCCCUUGAGAACCUGUCCGACCACCUGGCUGACCCCACCGUGAACAACGCCUGGGCCUAUGCCACCAACUUCACCCCCGGCCAGUAA
This is a messenger RNA of Closterium sp. Yama58-4, 1668 nucleotides long. The record is from the annotation of a GenBank genome assembly. NCBI's taxonomy places the organism in Eukaryota, Viridiplantae, Streptophyta, Zygnematophyceae, Desmidiales, Closteriaceae.